Molecule: messenger RNA, 1103 nt
Organism: Protopterus annectens (West African lungfish)
Lineage: Eukaryota; Metazoa; Chordata; Ceratodontiformes; Protopteridae
Exons: 4
Coding region: 120-1103 (327 amino acids)
Source: RefSeq, a predicted model, not a curated record
AUAACCUUUUAUCAAGUUUUAUUUAAUUCUUUAUAGAUGAAUCAUUCUUUAUCUGCAACUGUGAACAACAAUACUUUCUUUACUGAAAGACAAGUUUUGCUAUAACCACCUACACAAAGAUGAAGACUAUAAUUCUGUUUUUCUGCUUUGUGGAACUAGCUUAUACUACUCCAGUUACUAAACAGCCCAUCACCCAGAGUGAAAACAAAACUAUGCAGGAGACUCAAAAUGGAGGUGACAUCUUCAGCAAAAUAAUCCUGGAAGGCAUGCACUUUAACACUGCUAAUGCAGAGGAAGAACAUUCUCAUCUUUCUUCACCUAAAAAUGCUGCUAUUGCACUUGAAAAGUUAAAAAGUCACCUGGACCUCUUAAGUCAAGAAACACUUUCUGUUCAAAAGACUCAUCAUAGACAGUCAGGUCAUAACCAAAAUGAGCAGAAUAAACUACAUCAAAAUCACCCUGGCUAUAGUGAAUCAAAUCAUGUUCCACCUAGCUUCAGUCAACUCAGCCAUGGUAAACUGAGCCAUGACCAAACAGUCUACAGUCAGCCAGGUCAUGACAAGGAAAAUCAUGACCAAUCAGAUCAUGGUCAACCAGGCCAGAGUCAUCCUGGUCAUAAUCCACCUGAACCUGGUCAGGAAGGCCAUAGUCAGUCAAAUCAUGGUCAAGCAAAUGAGCCUACGUAUCAAAGGCAUCCAAGUUAUGCAAUAGGUCAUAGAAGUUCACAAAGUCAUGAAGACACACAGCAGCCACAAGAUCCACAGCAGCCACAAGAUUCACAGAACCCACAUGAUUCACAAGAAUCACAGCACAGCAGCAGUAACAGCAACAGCAUCCGUAGCAGUAACAGCAGCAGUAACAGUAACAGUAACAGUAACAGUAACAGCAUCCGUAGCAGUAACAGCAGCAGUAACAGUAACAGUAGCAGUAACAGUAACAGUAACAGCAGCAGUAGCAGUAACAGCAGCAGUAGCAGCUGGAGCACCAGUUCCAGUGAAGAACAUAAUGAUUCAAGCCACCAUCAUCCCCAUGACCAUUCGUCUGAUACAAGUAGCAGAUCCAGUUGGUCCAGCAGUGAAAGCCUUGAGUCUCCUGGCCAUUAA